UCUUCCACAAGGACGCUUUGCAGAGGCGCCACACAUACCGUAGCCUAGCUCACGACGCAUGGCUUCGCGGUUCGAGGAGGGCGAGGGCCCGCCCCAGCCGCCCGAGUGCGCCAACUGCGGUGCGGUGGAGAACCUGCUGCGCUGCAGCCGCUGCCGCACGGAGUGGUUCUGCUCCCUGUCCUGCCACAAGUCAUACUGGCCUUUUCACCGGCAGCACUGUCGCCGGAACGAGUUCGCUGACGCGGUGGAGGAGGGCGGCGGCGACGCGCGCUUCGCGGCCUGGCUGCGGCGACACGGCAAGCAGGCAGUCAUUGGAGACGCUGAGGUGGACCGGUUGGAGCGGGCGGGCCGGGCGGUGCUGGGCCCGGGGCGGGAGGAGGUCAUGGACGGCAUGUACGGCAGGCUGGAGCCCAGGCCGCAGCCGCCCAAGUACUCCCUGGAAGAGCGGCAGCGGGUGGCGGAGCGCGAGCGGCGUGAGGCCCGGCAGGCUCGGCUGAUGAGUCGCCAGGACGCGGCGUGGGCGGCGGCGGUGCAGACCAUUGCGCCCGGUAUGGGCAUGGAGUGCAGCAGGUACUCCUGGACACAGAACCAGUCGCACGUGUACGUGUACGCCCGCCUACUGGAGCGGGGCGACAGCUGGGGCGGCGGCGGCGGCGGCGCCUCCCGCCUGCGUGUGCACCUCACACCCGAGCGGCUCUCCGUGUCGCUUGUGCACGCCGGCGGUGGCGGCGGUGGCGGCAGCAAAAUGCCUGGUAGCCAGCCGUUGCCACUUCCGGCGGCGGCAGGCGGUGACGGCGGCGCUGGCGGUCCCCGGACAGGUCCCCUGGCUGAGGCCGGCUCCUUCCGGGACGACGAGGAUGAUGAGCGGGUGGAGGAGGAGGAGGCGGAGGUACUGUUUGGCGGGCGGCUGUUUGCGGCGGUCAAGGCGGAGCUGAGCACCUGGUUCGUGGACGACGGGGUGUUGACGGUGAGCCUGCUGAAGCGCUGCCGCCGCGGGCACUACGCCACCGGCACCACCAACGCCAACACGUGGUGGCGCAGUGUGUGGGCGGCUGCCGACUGCCCGCCCGGCGAGGCCCUGACGCAGGCACACCCGCCCACCACCUACUACUGGUCGGAGUAUGAGGAGGCAGACCUGCCGGAGGAGGGGCACCUGCCCCCGGCCCUGCCGUCACCACCGGCGCCGGCGACGUGGUACCAGAAGCGGCAGCAGCACCGCCCCGCUGCAGCGGCACUGCCGGCGCAGAUGCUCAGUGAGCAGCAGCAUAUGGACGUGGAGAUGGAGGCAGCGGCUGAGGCAGAGCAGAAGGCAGCGUCGCGGUGGCGCGGCGGGAAGCCGGUCGGGCGAGGUCAGGGAAAGCUGGAGCCCAGCCACGUCGUGACUGCCCUGGCGGCUGGGGGUGCAGACGGCUAGGCGGUUGAGUGAGUGAUCAAAGCCCAGAUGGGAGGCCAGGUGGCAGGGAGUAGCAGAACCCCUGGGUGCGUGGCUAAGAAAGGGCGACUCAGUGCCCCACAGUUAACCCCCACGUCUCGCAAGGUAGGAUGGUGAGGAAGGAGGCUCACGUGUUCUACUACAGUGUCCUGUUCUCGUGGAGACGAUUACAUCGCCUGGGAGAACCUAGGGGAGGGGACCGCCCUCAGCAGUGGCUUGAAAGUAAAAGCAUGCGCGAAGUGAUGAGCCUGCCAUGUUAGCCGCACUACUCAAGUCCGUAUGGGAGCACAUGGGAGCAUAGGAACAUGAUUGUACCCCUUGCAAGGGGUUAGGACGCUAUUUCCAUUUGUGGCGCUGCUGGGCCGUUGGGAGGGUGGGCAGCUGUGUGUGUGGGGGGGGGGGGGCGGCACGGGGGAAGGGGAAGUUAUGCCACUGCGGCGCCGCAGCCGGCGGCAUGCGUGCCGCAUCAGGGCCGCUGCCGAUGCCAUCAGGUAUCUGUGACGCCGACAUUCUCGUAACUGCACCACUUGUGCACUAUGCCAACGUCCAUCACCCGGUGACAGGCCAGCGCUAGCAACACGGUGAUGGGGUUUGAACUGCGACUUUACCGGGGACAGGCUCUAGCGCUAUGCAGGAGCCUCAGUCGCGAUUCUUCAGUUCUUGUCUAAUAAUGUAUCAUGCGGCAGGCUGGGGGGCGGAAUGCCCGAAGUCAUUGAGGACCACGCGACUCGGGUGCAGCUGGGACGCAAACGAGCUAGUUGCUGGCAUCGCGGCCCGAGUGGUCCGUCCGAGUGACACCCCGCGACUCUAGGUUCCGCCGCGACUCUAGGUUUCGCCGUGCUGGGCGGAAAGGGGUUUGCCGAGGUGAGUGCAUUUUGAAGUUUAGCUUGCCUGCUGGCAAACGCAUAUCAUAUCAUGCGACUGUAUACCAUUGGAGCAACCCUACCUACAUUCUUUCAGCUGUAGUGCAUCGCACCGCGAGCUCGCGGACUCUAGACCGAGGCAAGUGAAACUACUAGCGUCUGGGUUGUGCGGGCCGCGCUGUACAGCUGUCCAUGCACUCAGUGCUGGAACCGUUUGAACGGGUAGAGGUUGAAGAAGGUAGCCGCAGAAGGAAAUCCG
This is a messenger RNA of Chlamydomonas reinhardtii, 2554 nucleotides long. RefSeq lists its product as uncharacterized. The coding region runs from base 59 to 1414 and encodes 451 amino acids. NCBI's taxonomy places the organism in Eukaryota, Viridiplantae, Chlorophyta, Chlorophyceae, Chlamydomonadales, Chlamydomonadaceae. The record is from RefSeq and is a predicted model, not a curated record. The transcript is spliced from 10 exons.